Messenger RNA from Vanessa tameamea, 1189 nucleotides. RefSeq names its product fumarylacetoacetate hydrolase domain-containing protein 2 (gene Faah). Gene Ontology annotation, molecular function: catalytic activity. Lineage: Eukaryota; Metazoa; Arthropoda; Insecta; Lepidoptera; Nymphalidae. The transcript has 5 exons. The coding region runs from base 135 to 1130 and encodes 331 amino acids. The record is from RefSeq and is a predicted model, not a curated record.
UUUAAUUGACUUUAAUAAUAAAACUGUGUGAUAAAAUAUUGCAAAUAAACUAAUUAUAUAUAAAAUUUCGACGUAUCUAUUACGUAACUUUUUGUUUAUUUCAAUUUAUUUGGACGUGACGUCCACGCGACAUUAUGAAUAACACAAUUUCGAUUGCCCGGCGCGCGAUAACGUCAAUAAAAACUCACUGUCAUAUAAAAAAAGGUUUUAAUAUCACCAGUAACGUCGGUAUUAGGAAGUUUUCUAUUAGUUCGUGUAGAAAUAUGAAGUUCGUUCAAUUUAUUUAUAAUGAAAAACCCAAUGAUAUUCGAGUUGGAUAUUUAGACGGUGAUAAUGUUGUAGACAUCAAUAAAGCUGACUCCAACUUGCCUAGCAACCUGUUAGAUAUUUUGAAAAAUGGUGAUGUGGAAAAAGUUAAACGGCUAAAGUCUUCUAAUCCAGCAUCAGUACCUCUGUCUUCUAUUAAACUGGCAGCACCAAUCCACGGAAAUGACAAAGUAUUGUGUGUUGGACUUAAUUACAAAGACCAUUGCGAAGAGCAGAAAUUGACUCCUCCUGAAGUACCUAUGAUCUUCAGCAAAUUUGCAAGCACAAUCAUCGGCCAAAAGGAUGCUGUAAAGCUUAGGACUGAUGUAACUGAUAAAGUAGACUGGGAAGUUGAACUUACCGUCGUGAUUGGCAAAAAGGCGAGUAACGUUAAAUCAGCUAAUGCGUUCGAUUAUGUAUUUGGUUACACCGUUGCCCAGGAUAUCAGUGCCAGGGACUGGCAGAAAACUAGAAAUGGAGGACAAUUUCUACUCGGCAAGUCUAUGGACACGUUCUGUCCGAUUGGCCCUUGCAUCACAACCAGUGAUGAAAUCGGUGAUUCACAAAAUUUAACCAUCAAGUGCAGUGUCAAUGGAGUUCAAAAACAGUCCAGCAAUACUAAUCAGCUUGUUCAUAAGAUAGAAAAUGUCAUCGAGAGACUUAGCUCGGUUAUGACACUUCUGCCGGGUGAUAUAAUACUGACAGGAACUCCAGGCGGUGUUGGCAUGUACAGAUCUCCACCCGAAUAUCUGAAGCCAGGGGAUUUGAUUCAGAGUGAAAUACAAAACAUCGGUGUCCUAGAAACCAGGGUUGAAAAGUUUUAAUUUGCUAAGUGAAAAUGUAAAAUUGGAUUGAUUUAUAGUUGCUGUUAUUUACCAAAUUA